CGCGUCCUCGUCACGGGCGCGGCGGGCUUCAUCGGCUCCCACGUCGUCGAGGCGCUCGUCGAUCCGGCCGCGUUCGGCGCGGCCUGGCCCGGGACGCGGCCCGAGGACGUCGUCGCCAUCGACGACUUCAACAUGUACUACUCGGCGGCGCUCAAGCGCGCGCGCGCGGCGAACGUGCUCGCGGCGACGGGCGUCGAGGUCCAGGCCGUCGACGUCUGCGACCGCGGCGCCCUCGACCGGCUCUUCGAGGCGCGGGCGUUCACGCACGUCGUCCACCUCGCGGGCCAGCCGGGCGUCCGCUUCCGCGACACGAGCCCCGGGUCCUACGCGGCGAACAACGUCGACUGCUUCGUCGCGCUCUUCGAGGCCGCCGCCGCCGCGCCGCUCAAGCCCUACGUCGUCUACGCGUCGUCGUCGUCGGUCUACGGGUCCAACGCGAAGGUCCCCUUUGCCGAGACGGACGCCGUCGAGCAGCCGUCGAGCCUCUACGGCGCCACGAAGAAGGCCGACGAGCUCGUGGCCUACGCCUACCACACGUCCGCGGGCCUGCGGUCCACGGGCCUCCGCUUCUUCACGGUCUACGGCCCCUGGGGCCGGCCGGACAUGUCCGCGUACAUCUUCGCGCGGUCCAUCGACGUCGGCGAGCCGCUGACCGUCUACAACGGCGGCGCCAUGGCGCGCGACUUCACCUACGUCGACGACACGGUCCGCGGCGUCCUCGCGGCGCUGAAAUACCGCGCGCCGCCGAACCUGGACGCGCGCUACGUCGACGACGCGUGCCACGGCGAGCCGCUGCCCGACGUCUUCAACCUCGGCCGCGAGGACCCGGUCUGGCUCAGGGACUACGUCGCCGCCAUCGAGGCGAGCCUCGGCAAGGCUGCUAUGAUCGUCGACGGCGGCGCGAGCCCGUCGGACGUGCCCGUGACCUACGCGGACGCGUCCAAGGCCAAGGCGCUCCUCGGCUGGGAGGCCGCGGUCGGCAUCGAGGACGGCCUCGCCCGCUUCGUCGCCUGGUACGCCGCCGAGGGCCGCGCGCACGACGAGUUCUACACCGCGGGCGCGUGGCACGGGUCCGCGUAA
Molecule: messenger RNA, 1080 nt
Organism: Aureococcus anophagefferens
Lineage: Eukaryota; Pelagophyceae; Pelagomonadales; Pelagomonadaceae
Exons: 1
Source: RefSeq, a predicted model, not a curated record